Toxorhynchites rutilus septentrionalis is the source of this 15262-nucleotide messenger RNA. Its product is annotated as serine/threonine-protein phosphatase 2B catalytic subunit 3-like. Lineage: Eukaryota; Metazoa; Arthropoda; Insecta; Diptera; Culicidae. Gene Ontology annotation, biological process: calcineurin-mediated signaling. Gene Ontology annotation, molecular function: calmodulin binding; calmodulin-dependent protein phosphatase activity. Gene Ontology annotation, cellular component: cytoplasm; calcineurin complex. The transcript has 5 exons. Bases 1846 to 3384 code for a protein of 512 amino acids. The record is from RefSeq and is a predicted model, not a curated record.
AGCACAUAGCUCCCACAGCAGUCCGUUUGUGGCCCCCGUUGUUUGUGUGUCGUGGUUUCGAUCUGUGAAAAAACUUGUCAGUAGGACCGAAUUCCUAAUUUUUCUGGCAGACAUUCUGUCCCAAUCAGGCGGAGCGCAAAUUCAACAGCAAUGCAAAUAAUUCACCGUCGAUCUUAGGUGCAAAAUAAUCCAUAACAUGAAAUCCUCCCGUAACGAUUUCCUGCUGGUGUAGGAAUUUAGGUGUUUUCCUCAAUACAGUGGCAACAACGUGUGAAGAAACAAGUGUUAAUCCAUAGUUUUAGUGGUCAAAUUGCAAAAUACUAGCAGUCUUGAAUUUGACACAUACAAUAUCGCGAAGAAAACGUGAAACAGUGAAGUAGAGGAAGUAGAAGAAAAAUCUGGAGGAAAAUUCGACACCGAGAUAACAUCAUCCCCCGAAAAAGAGUAGGAAAAACCGAGAGAGAGCGAGGGAAAGCGAAAGAGUGCAUGUGUGUGUAUUUGCGGGCAAGUGUUUUGUGGAAUCCCAUUGUCACAGCGACAGUUGUGGAGAAACCCGGAGAAUACAUGCCACAGUUACGAUAAGAACGGGAGAACGGAUCGGCCAUUGGAAUUCACCCACACGAGGACAGACCCAUUUUGCGGAACGUGGCCAAACGAAAGAGAGCGAAUCGCGAGCUAGAGUGGAAGCAAAUACGGGCGAUAGGACCACAGUAUCCGUAGUGUUGUAGGCCCAAGUGCAGGAGAAACAAGAACAAAAGGAUUAUCAAUAGCCAUACACAGGAGCUGCUUUCGGUUCUCACGCACACAUACAGGCGCGCCUGGGAGCAGAGGAACACACACGGAACUCUGAAAAAGAGCAGGAGAGACCAGAGAUUCUGCCUUGAUAGGAUUUGUCUUGUGUGUUCUAUGCGACAGACGGAAAUUGAUCAGAACGAAAAAGUGAUAUCCAGGUUCUAGGCCAACCGUCAAACGUUGUCAGUCGCCAACAUCAGUCGUCAUAAUGUUAACGUAACACCUCCUUUGGAAAUUAAUUUGAUUAAAAUGAAAGAUCGUGAGGAAGAAGGGCGGAAAACUACUUAUGACGACGGCGGUGGCAAGUUGCGAAACAGGACCCAUCCGACAACGACAGCACUCGGAUCGGAGAAAAAAGACACCUCCAACUAAAAUGUCCUGGUGCUAGUUUUGUGCAAACUGAUUCCGGCGUCGUCUUCAACCGAACUGAGCCCAACCGGAAGCCGAGCGAGAACUGAUCGACCGACGGACGGCGGCUGGAGUUGAUGGAAAGAAGUAGAGCGGCGUUCGAACCACCGUUCAAAUAAUCGCGAAAUAGCAGCGACAGCGGCAGCAGCAGCAGUCAGCCUGCCAGUCAGUCGGUGUUGUUGUUGUUGCGGCUCCUGGUGUCAGUGGUUGUGGUGGUGGCAAACCGCCAACCCUUCCGACAGUCCGACUGCAAGCAGAACACACACACACAUUUUCCGAAUAUCGACUGGGUCGAUACGGAUCACUUAGAUAAAGCAAAAAAACACUUAGCUAAAACAUUAAUAAAAAAAACAACAACAAUCUAGGCAAUAGGAUUAUUAGAAAAAGAGAGAUAUUGAAGGCCGAAGAAAAGUGUAGUCUAUUGUAAUAAUCCAUAAAAAACAAAGCUGAGAUAUACUUAAUUAUUGUGCAAUCACCACACGCAUUCUCUAGCACUAAUCUUGAAAACACACACACGCAAACACAAAAGUGAAUCUAUUAUAUAAAUAUAUCAAACCGCAGUAGAAUAUUGUAGCAGAAGUUAAAAAAAUAACCCUCCCACGCACGCAUACAAACACACACACCAUACCACCCCACAAAGGCAAGAUGUCUUCGCAAACCGCAAGUCAGCAACAAUCAACCAAUGCGACACCACAGCAGCCGGCGGGGGGCGCAACGGGCGCCGGAAACGCGGGCAAUGAUCGCAUCAUCGACAGUGUUCUGUUUCCGCCGAAACACAAACUGACGGUGUCCGAGGUGUUCGAUCCCCACACUGGCAAGCCCCGCCCGGACGUGUUGAAGCAGCACUUCAUACUCGAGGGCCGGAUCGAGGAGAAUGCCGCACUUAGGAUUAUCCAGGAGGGUGCUGCAAUACUCAAGGCGGAAAGUACGAUGAUCGACAUCGAAGCGCCGGUCACGGUGUGUGGUGACAUCCACGGACAGUUCUACGAUCUGAUGAAGCUGUUCGAGAUCGGGGGUUCGCCUGCCUCGACCAAGUAUCUGUUUCUGGGCGACUAUGUCGACCGUGGGUACUUCAGUAUAGAGUGUGUGCUGUAUCUGUGGGCGCUGAAGCUGUGCUAUCCUACCACACUGUUCUUACUGCGAGGCAAUCACGAGUGUCGGCAUCUAACGGAAUACUUUACCUUUAAGCAAGAGUGUAAGAUUAAAUAUUCGGAGCGAGUGUACGACGCGUGCAUGGACGCUUUCGAUUGCUUGCCGCUGGCAGCACUGAUGAAUCAGCAAUUCCUUUGUGUUCACGGUGGCCUCUCGCCGGAGAUUCAAGAGUUGGACGACAUUCGGAAGUUGGACCGAUUCAAGGAGCCGCCGGCUUUCGGGCCGAUGUGCGAUCUGCUGUGGUCCGAUCCGCUGGAAGACUUCGGCAACGAGAAAAACUCGGACUUUUACUCACACAACACGGUGCGCGGUUGUUCGUAUUUCUACAGCUAUAAGGCCUGCUGUGAUUUCCUGCAGAACAACAAGCUCCUAUCGAUCAUCCGGGCCCACGAAGCGCAGGACGCUGGCUACCGCAUGUACCGGAAGAGUUCGACGACUGGUUUCCCCUCGCUAAUCACAAUCUUCUCCGCUCCAAACUACCUGGAUGUCUACAACAACAAAGCGGCCGUGCUGAAGUACGAGAACAACGUGAUGAACAUUCGGCAAUUCAACUGUUCGCCGCACCCGUACUGGCUUCCAAACUUCAUGGACGUAUUCACCUGGUCCCUUCCGUUCGUCGGCGAGAAAGUGACCGAAAUGUUGGUUAACGUACUUAACAUCUGCUCGGACGACGAGCUGAUCUGUGAGGGCGAUGACACCCUGGAAGAGGCAAAUGCCCGCAAGGAGGUUAUCCGGAACAAGAUACGCGCCAUCGGCAAGAUGGCCCGGGUAUUCUCCGUGCUGAGAGAGGAAUCCGAAUCGGUACUGCAACUGAAGGGCCUUACGCCAACGGGUGCGUUACCGCUGGGUGCCCUCUCCGGUGGCAAGCAAUCGCUACACAACGCCCUGCAAGGCUUCUCGCCCAACCACAAGAUCACGUCGUUCGCCGAAGCCAAGGGACUGGAUGCGAUCAACGAGCGGAUGCCGCCCAGGCGGGACACCACACCAACACCAAGCGAGGAGAAAACUAUAUCACUAGCGGCACCCAAAUAAUCAUCCUAAGCGAACGAACAACCCGAAGGCGGGCGCAUUUGUGUGUGUUUACGUGCGAAUGCAAAAAAAAAACAGUAGCGAAACAAUAUUAAGCAACAGCAACAAAACAAAGGCCAGCGUUGAGAUAGGGGCAGAGAAAAAAAACACAGAAAGCCGACAAACAAAAUUAAGAGAAGCAAGAGAACAAAGCUACACCCACACAACACAUAUACAUAUAAAAGAAUAUUAUAAUUAAAGCUACUAAAAAAACAAGAACAACUAUUAUAAUAAAUUAUGGAAGAAGAAAAAAAUUAAAGAAUAACUUAAGUAAAUCCACUAUUAUCUUAUAUUUGAAGCAAACAAAAGAAUAAGAGCGCAAGCAAACAACACUUUUGAGGGAGAUGGUGAGCGAAAAAAAACAGAAAGAAGCAAGCAAAACAAACAAACAAACAGAUGAUAACCGACCGCAACACAUUCAAAUAUUCAGACGUGAUUCGUGACACUGUUCGCUAGCUGGCCGGGAACAGAUUCUACUAAAAAAAAAACCAUAAGCAGAACGACAACAACACUGUACGAUUUGGAAAGAACAACAACCCGUAGUAAACGAUCGAUCGGAUAAGGUUGCCGCUAAUCAGCGAUCGGGCGUGGGAGUGUUGACAGUGUGUUUCGAUUCCCGUUAUGCUUUUUUUUGCAGUUAGGUUGAUUAGGAUGUUGGGCUUUUUCGUUUCGAGAAAUAAAUGGAAGAUAACGUUCAAUGAUGUGAUUAUAUUUUCUUUUGGAUAAGUGUGGGUCAAGAUCAUCGGAGGAUUGUUGAUUAAGAUUUCCAUUUUCAAAUGAACCUCUGUCGUAUAGAAAAGUAUUAGAUUAUAAAGUUUCUAGAAGAUCUUCAGAUCGGGAUCAGAACUACAAAUGGUCGUACCAGUUUCAAAAAAGGAUAUGUUAUAUGUUGUUUGGAAGGAGUGGUCGUUUUUAUUCGUAGGAGUGGCGUUAAUUCAAAAUCCCACAAAUCGCGAAGCAGUUUUGACUACAUUCCCAUCUACGGGAUCGAAAUACAAAACACAAUCCAACUUUUUAUUGAGCAUCGGAACCACAACACAUACCCCAACGGCGUAAGGCGUUAACUGCAUUGUAUUGUUGAUCGUGUCUCGGACCAAAAGUCUCAUGACAUUGAGCGUUAAUGUUAUGCCAUGUUCAGACUUGCGAUGUACAGCGUAUUAUCAAGGUUUGCAAAGCGUACGGAGCACGAAUAGAUAAUAUAAAUAGUUCUACUGCUUUCUGCUAACAAAGCUAAAAGAACAUUGAACUUCUACGGUCUAUAAUCCUCGCGAUAUGUGAACCAGAAAGUGGCCAGUAAACAUGUCCUUAUAGACACUGCAUAUGUUGGGUACACGAAUUUAAAGUUCACAUCAUCGAUUCCAGUUCUGGUCGAGGGAAUUUUUCGUCAAAAAAAUUUCCUUCGACUUGCACUGUGAUCACACUUAUUCUAGAGCUUGCCACUCAGAAUGCAUUCAAGGCGUGUUAUUCGGCAUAGAAAUCUCAACUAAGUACUAAUGAAAAUGACGCAAGUAAUAUUACGUUGAGACAACGAAAUUCCUCUAGAAACGUUUGUGCCACUUAAGCAGAUCAUUACAAUGAAAAAUUCCGAGCGGAGCCUUUGUAAUUUUCGCAACUGAUUCACGCUAACUGAAAAUACUGCUGUUCUCUCUUAACCCCUUCCCGUAUUAUUUAAUUCGUCACACAUCAAGUGAUUUCACUAGCCUGCUGAGCUUUCUAGCGCCCUGUGUUAUUCCAGUACCCACGAGUGAGACUCGAUGGAAAGGGUUAACGCUUCAUAAAGAAAAUAUCUCUUCUCAUCAUGCUCCUUUCGUUUCACGAAGUUUUGCAAUCAUCAUGCUGAAAGCCAACCAAAACAUUCAAAUGAAAGUUUCGUUGUAUUCGCAGCGUACUUACUGAAACUAAUGGAAACGUAGAUGUGCAGUAUGCCGGUAGGAGUAAUCGGUUGAACUGGUUUUGUGACUAACCCCUUCUUUUUUAGAAUAGAGGCGAAUGAACUGCAAAGUUGAAAGCCUCUCAAAAACAAAGAAUCAAUCAAUUCUUUUUUAGAAGACGGUCCGCGACAAUCCAUUGUGGUGAAAUAAAAACGAAUGAAACCUUCAAUUGAAGGAAGCGAGCAGCUCUUUGACAAUGAUAAUGAAUAUGGCCCUUUCGAGCAAUUUCAAUCGUCAGUUGAAAGCGCCUCCUGCGUGUUUUCAACUGUUCUAGUUGACCUAACCGUUGCUCAGACCGGGAUCAGAUCACUAUAAUAUCAUUCACCCCUGCUCCGGAACCCGAUUCGAUUUGAAAUUAGCAUAGUUUUGCAUUAUGUCAUCCGAACGUAUCAAAUCCAAUCAGGUUGUCAGUGUUUGGAUAUCGAUCAAUAUCGAAUGAUACAUAAUGUGUCAUGCAAGUAACCUCUCUCGAACAUAUAGCCAAACAUGAGUGGAUUAUUCAGAUACUUGUAUGAAUGACAGUAAUCACUUGUGUUACACUAAAUGAUUAAACAAAGACUUUUGAUUGCAUAUCCGAGCUGUACCAAACAUCGCACACCAUUUUCGAAGCCUGCAUACAAAUUUGAACCGCAUAUAUCGUCCCAUUAUAAUCUAGCGAAAACCACUGCACAGACAAGUGCAGCGAGAAAUGAUACGAUAAAAAUUACGCCCCAAUUCGGUCACCAUUUGCAGAGAGCAGCGAAUGGAAAAAGAUCUAAAACGAGAGAGUUUUCGUUUCUCACUGGAGUGGUGUUGCUAGUAGAACUAUGCUGUCUAUAUGAACAUAUAUUUCAAGGGAUAGCAGCGUUAAAAAUGAAAAAUAUAAUCUGACUACCCUUGCCUGAGCCUCUAACUAGCUAAACAAUCGUAUAGUUUGCACUCCCAGAGGCUUAUGAAUCAGGAUCUGCUACAUUCGCUUUGCGUAGUCCGUAUGAUCCUACUAUUUCAUGACGCAUGAAGAGGUUCGAUAUGUAUAUGUUAGAGCCCCCGCAGACUGCAUACUUUUUAUCGGCAGACAGUUUCAUCGAGUUGGCCUGUUUGUGCAAACACCGACCCAACUGAAUCGGUGUAAUGUGUGCAUAUGCAGGUUGUGCAAAUGUGGCAACCUUGCCACACCAUUCGACAUUGAUGACAUUGAACUUCGUGUUGCAUUUUUAUGAAGCGAAAAUGGUAAUGGAUUUUCUAACGGAAUGAACAGGCUUCAAAAAUAAAAAUUAAGAAUCACAAUUAACUUUUUCGUUUCUGACAUGUAAUUCAGAAACACGUUUUUCACAAGUGGUGAAAAAACCGUGAAUAAAAAUUGUAUUCGAUAUUGAUUUUAUAUUAUUGAUAAAGUUUAAGCGGAAAUGCUUGGAAAAUUAUAGAAAAUAAUUAAGUAAGGAUUAAAACUACGUGUUCAAAGUAUAUAAUAACAUCAAGUAAUAAUUUUCUUUCUAAUUCAAAAAUUUUAAACUGAAUUUGGACCUGCAGAUGUGAUGGAGAAUAAAUAGCUUUAGGAAUACGAAUGAAUUAUUUUGGCGUUUGUUUUGAGCCAAGGCAAUGUUGUCACUUUUACAUAUGUCUAUUGGGUUUCAAUCUCUGACGGAUUGUAGAAUGCAGAAGUUGAGAAUAUAAGUGAUAGAAUCAACGCCAAAAAUUUUAAACCCGCUCGUUUUGUUUCCAAUUAUACGAGGUUGGUGUAAUCAUUCGAAGGGUUCUAGAAGCAGAAGACGGUGUGACGUUACGUGUUGGAUUCAGAGUAAACAACUUUUUGUCAGAAAUAAAUAAUGCUGUAAGCAGCGAACUUCUUCAACAGCAACCGUGAUCUGGCAACUCUGUCGACAAUAUUUUUGCGGGUAAAAUGCGAUACACAUACAACAUUAACUCCACGUAAUGUAAUACUAAUAUUCUUCCGUGCAAUCCGCGAUGACGAACGUUCAGUGUCGACAUCUGGACACGACAUUCGUUUCUACGAGGUAAUCUGCUCUCUAUCACAUUAGCAGGCCCGAAGGCAGUCUCAAACUGCUAAAAUUUAAAUGACUAAAAAAUACUAAUUCAAUACGGAGAAGUUAACUUUCAUUCCUAAUUUUUCGGAGAACUUCGUUCCGCCCAAAAUUGAUAUUUUUGAUAUUUUGAUAUGAAUACUUUCAAACAUUCAUGUUUUCCUACCAAGCGAACAUUUGUAGGUCCAAUAGCAGAACUCUUCAUUGAUUGAUUACCUCUAGAUCCUUUAAAAUUUCAUUUUACUAUGAAUUUCCUAGUACUUUUACCAAAACUCGUCAUUAUAAUAUAAAAUUAUAUUCAGACACAAUUCUUGUUCAAGAUUCUUCAAUCACUUAACAUGUUCCUCCGUUACAUAGAAUACAUGUUUGGAACAGAAAACAUAAUAAAAUACAGGCAGCUCAAAUCGUGAGAUUCCUUCCUCGAGUUAGGCCUUAGAGAGGAGGAACAGUGUCGAAUCACAAUAGAAACAUCUCUUGCUCCCUAAAACCUCCGCAUGCCAAUUUUGGUUCCAUUUGCUUCAUUAGUUCUCGGGUUAUGCAGAAAUUUGUGUUUCUUGGUAACUGGUAACUGGUAAAGGCAACUGGAUGAACUGCGAAACUUGAAGUGGAUUUUUUGGUCAUUUGGGGUUUUCCGGCCACUGCUUUCUAACAAAAUAGUAGUUUUCUCAACGAUGGUAUAGUGGGAUACUUUUACGGGUGUCAACAAAACGUGUUGACUUACAAGAUCGAUUACAGUUUUCAGCUUGGGGUUUCCGAGAGAUGAUUUGCCUCUAUUUUUGUAUGCCUUUCCAUUGACUCUUGCCCUUUUUAUGACUCACGCUUUGUAAUUUGCCCGGCGAACACCACGCUUACAUUUCGUGGUCAUGUCUGGGUAACAAUCCAAAUCAGAAGACAAUUCGAUUAUGUUGAUUUGUGCAUGCUUCUUAGGAAAUCGAAUGUAAAUAAUGAAUGAAAUUGUACAUCUAUCACAGCGUUGCUCAUGAUGAUAUUUGGAAACAUGGACUUAUGGGGUUUCUCAAAAAAACGAAUUGGUGGAUCACACCAUUGAGGAUAAUGGCGGUUCCUUUGGCUGAAGGAGGCCAGGAUGAUGAUAGCUCAGGAACAUAGUUCGGAUGUGGCUUGCACAGGAAAAUUAAACACUGGAAAACUUCUAUACACGGGUUGGACAUGGAUUUAUUUACUCGAUGUAACACGGUUGAUGGUUGGAUUUGGAAUGAUGGUAUUGGAAAGGAAUUGGUUUGCAUGCACAUAAUUGUUUGUGUGCGUUCGGCUCAUGUUUCACUGCGCAUUUGUGUGUUAUUGUGUUGGCCGUGGUGAUGAUUGUGAUAGGAAGGAGAGGCUUGGAUGGGACAAGGAUAAGAAUGGGAAAGAAAUGUUGCUUUUUUCGAUUCUUGCUCCUCUUUCGCGAUGUCGGUCGCGAACACGAAUAUUUGUAACCCCAAUUCAAGGGGGUUCGUAGAACUAACUUUUUCUGAAAUUUUGAUAGUCGAUGAAGGUACCCUCAAGGACUCAAAAUCUGCCAAAAAGUUAAUUUUGAUAAAAAUGGCGUUUAUGGGGUUUCUCAAACAAACGAUUCAAUUAUUGUCAUUGUCGCUUCCCAAAAUCGGAACACAAAUAUCAAUAACCUCAACGCGGAUUUUUGUGGGAAGGUUCACAUACACCGGCAUAGUAACGGACCGUCAGCAAGUUUGUAGGAAAGAAAUGUAUACGGUGAUGGAUUGUUCGUUAGAUUCUUGUCGGGGCCUCAUGUUUCGGAUUUUUGUGUUGAUUUUUGUUGUAAUAUGUCUGAGACAAAAUCAUUAGAGAUUAGCUGAGAGUAAAAGUCAACAUACAUGAAGCAUGAAACAUGUGAUGAUGAAGUUUCAAGAUCUAUCUUCUUGCUGAGCGGGCAAGAUAGUUCAUCUUGAAUGGCUGGAAACGUUCCAUCGCCGCUUUGAACACAGAUAAACCCCGGAUAUGUGGUAUCGUAAAAUAUUCGAAAACAAACAAUUUUUUUUUAUUUUUAUUUUUUAAACUCAGUGACCAACGUUUUUUCUAACGGAAUUCAACGUGUUGAAAAUUGUUGUUGAAAAGACGGUUUAAAGGCGCCUACCAGCAACAGGGUGUGGUUUUUGUAAAUACAGUAGAAUCCGUUUAUUCUGACUCUGCUUAUCCUGACGUCUUUGUCACUUUGCUUCGAUGUCAUUAUAAACUAUUCCACUGUAGUUCUUUCUUUUUUCAUUCACUUACCCUUCUUUAUCUUAUGCAAGUUGGAAGCACGAAGAAGGCAAAGGAUUCUUGAAAACCUGCUCGAUGUAAUUUCAUGUGUUCAUUUUUGUGUUAGGUUCUACGGAAAAAGGGUAAGUUCGUCAUGAAUUUCCCUGAAUCAUGCAUUUCAACACCUUCUGAAAGCGUUCUACCUCAGAUCUAGCACUCGGAAUAUCAACAUUACUUUUGGCAUACACACGGUUAUUUUGCUGAUUGUGACUGUCCUGAAGAACACGGUUUUUACAUUUAAAAAUAAAAUUCUUUAUGAGAGACCCAAAAGUAUUUGCUUCUUUUCAUCCUACUUUGCUUUUGGCCCCUCAUCAAACCAUGUACUCGUUAUAUCGUUAUAUCGUUAUAUCAGUUCUCUCUGAGGAUCAUUUACAUCAAACAUUUGGUGUAGUUUGCUCAGCUCACGACCCGAACUUUCCAGAUUUCUUCUGAAUUUGCUGCGCGUGUCCUCAUUGUGUCCCACAUUAAAACUUCACGACUUCUUGAACUAUUUCGAGGUAGGGAAGCCACCGACUCACUCCGAAAUGUUAGACACUUUUGUAAAUGUCACACGGUUUGUACUUUUUUGAGAGUGGUUCGUAAAUCAUCUUUCACACUGCUUCCAUACAUAGUGCGGAACGUAAACAAAUAGAACCACGCCAUCACUCCAGUGAUGAACUGUCAAAAGGAUGAGCUUGAGCUUGGAUAGACUGUACACUUGGUAGUUGCUCUCCGUGAUUGGCCUGAACCAGCGAAAUUGCACAAAGAACACACCGAAUAACGCCCGGGAGUAGCAAAUCAUUCCCACUGCGCAAGUUUCGGUGAAUCGAACUUUAAAUAGUCAAUAACGACUUCGGCCACGUCCUUACAAUCACCAAGGGAAGGGAAGGAAUGUUAGUAUGAUGUUCGCCGCCCGAAGACCAGAAGGGUCGCUUCUAAAGCGUGGUUCCCUAGCGUUUAUCAAGGUAGGGAUAGAUGUUAGUGGGGGGAGGUAAGAAUCAGGAUACACUGUGGUGAGUGAUGUGAUUAGGAGUUUGGCCAUUUCUUUCGUUGCAUAAUAACCAGUGAUAACAACUAUUACAACAAGGUUCUUUUUCGGAGACGCUACUAUAGAGAUCAGUCCUUCGCAAGCAGAAUUCCAGCGAUAAUGCCCUGUUAACAUAAAACGAAGAAUGGUGACAUCUACUCUGAGACACAUUGUACUGUACAGUCAACACCGAGUUAAAAAUCUUUCGAGCGCGAUUUAUUUUUUUACUGGUCUUUUAUGGUUCCGACCAUAUUUUUGAGACUUGCAUGAGCACGUCUCCCUUUAAUAUCCUGCAUGGUAGCUGCAACUACUUUUAAGCAACGACUCUGAUCGAUACAUUAGGUUUGCGCUAGGAUCUGAAUGUCGCGUUGGGCGUCACGUCUCUUUGACAGUUAAUUUUGGAGAUGAGUGUUUGACUUGCAUCGAUAUUCUUUGCCUUCAAGAAUAAGGUAAUUGAAAUGUAUCACAAAAAUAGGAAUGGUAAAAUUGAUUCGCUGACGUUGACAAUGUGUUCCGUGUUCAUUUCCGUAGAAAAACACGAGCACUAGAUUGGCUGGAGAACGCCGCGUUGUGCAUAGCGUCGCGUCCGCUGUCAACGCAUGUUAGACGUGAUCGAUCGGUUUGUUAUUGCAACCCACCGUUCGCGUUACCGUUUUCUAACGGAAAUCGUUUUUGUAAUUUAUUCGGUUCACUGACAUUUUGGUUCUGUCAAUUACUGUUGUUUACAACUCGAUCCGGUUAUAUAGUCGAAUAGUGGCUAACUUUAAACUCCAUGUUAAAUGUAAACACCUCAAUGUGAAACCGAAAUAUGAAAAUCGCUCAUGCAGUUAGAAAUAAAGCAGCGCAUUUUUCUUUAUUUUUACUAUUUCCGUGAUUUCAACGAUUUCAAUCCUCGCAAAUGAUAUGUUGGUAAACAAAUGACGUCAUAUUGAUUUUGAUUUUGGGUAGCCUAUAUUUAAUUGAUGUCUAACCCCUGCAUGUUUUGGAUGCCAUCAUCUCGAGCAACACAUAUGUCAAAAAUCUAAGAACUGCUCUCCACUAUACCGCUGGACUUGGUUGGCUUACAAAAAUAUAACUUCAUUCAACAGCUAAAUCAGCUGACAGUGGUCCAAAAACUUUUUUGACGUGGGACUACGUCUAACCGGAGUAUAUGGGGAAUAAAAUGAAAACAUAAACACAGAACAUGCUGGAAAAAAUGAAAGAUUCCGAAUGCUUAUAACUCGAACAUUUCUUAUUGGAUCGGAAAGAUGUUUGCAUCAAUUGAUAGGGAAUAUUUCUACUCUUCUAUCGCAAUUAAUAAAAUGUUAUUUUUCAUUAGAUAAACUAUUGAAUAACUGUAAAAUGUUAAGCGUUAUCUAAACGCCCUAACUGCCUCAUUUUGACUGGCCCGAUCUACGGUUUCCCUGACACAGCCAUCAAAACCAAGCAGCCUUGGGGAAUUCGGCAUUGCAAAUACAUGAAUGUCGGGGGUAUUUUUAUUCCGACUGGAAUGUAUUUCCCCAACACAGAUUUUAGGGUACUUCUGCACUCACAUGUUUUUUUUUGCACUCCGAAAAGUGUUUUUCUAACACGGAUUACAAAAGCGGGUACGAACACCACACUUUGGCUCGGUUAUUCAAGAUUGCAUUGAAGGAUAUGCUUUCAUAUCUUCACUGAAUUCCUACGCAUACCAUUUGAUGAUUAGGCAAGAUGUUGAUAACCAAUUGUUCCGAUGACGCCUAUUGAUUCAACAAUAUGCGUUCGACGUACAUGUCAAAAUCGAAACUGAGUGCCUGAAGUUCAUCAAAUCAAGCAAAUUUGCGGUUCGAGAAAUACGUACACUUGAGAGAUGCUCAGAAGGAAACGUAAAGUAAAAUAAUCGUUUGAUAAUUCUUCCGUUCACAUAUUUUGUCCUAGGCAUCAUACCAAACGUAAAAGAACUGUCAUUAAAUUUACUUGUAGCGAAGAACAUAAUCUAGCACAAUGCACUAAUUGACCUUAUUUGGAAUUAUACAAUAUUUUUACUCACAAAGCAAAUAUAUUGAAUUCAAUUGAAUUCGGGAAUUGUUUCAUCCAAUCAAAAAUUUAAUCAAUACAAACGAAUGAUUGCUACGCUAAGGUAGUCCCACGUCAACCUCGCGAUUAUAUCAUAGAUAUAAACCACCCAUUUUUUUAUUCCAUAUCCAGCUGAGAUGUUGGCACUUUCAGAGCACAAGCAGUAAGAUAGGCAGGGUCAUAUAGAUGAUUUGACCAUAACGAAGGCAAUUCACUGGAAAAAAUGUCAGAUGGUAAAUUCAACACAAUUCCAGUUUUCUAAUGAGACGAUUAUCGCUCAUCAAAAAUGUUUUUCCUUCGAACGUUCCUAGUGGUGCGUCCCUGUUUCGAGGUAGUAUUACUUGCCCCAAAUAAGAUUAUUAAUGAUUGAUUAAGAUUUGUUUGUUGAAUAACAUGCCUUAAUUGUAUUCUGAGUGGCACCGACCAUAUUGAGAAUCCGAAACGCAACCGAAACUUCUAGUAUUCUCUGUGUGACACUAAACGCUCUGCAACAACCACAAAAAAUGUUUCUUUCCAUCACUAUUUCUUUUUCAAGAAAACCAUAGUGUAGAGUUGUGAUGAAACAAACUCAGUAACUGGAAGGUAGUAUGGUGAACUGGCUAAAUCUAGAGCAACAUGUCAAAAGAGUUUAUCUUCUUCGAUAGAUUCUGAAAGACCGUGGUUAUUGAAAGAGAAAGUCGAUGAAGAGAAUCGACUAAAGAAGAUAGGCCCUUUUGCUCUAGAAACAACAUCAGCAGUGUAAGUGGAGAGAUUGGUGGUAUAAGGGCAACGAGACGGUAUCUAUUAAUAUAUACACGUAAUUAAAGUGAGGCCACAAUUAAACUCGAAAAAUAAUCACAAUUCUUCAAAGCCAAAACACUAAAAUUAAACUAAAACCAUUUUAAAACAACAACAAAAAAACCAAGGCUUACUUAUCCAGUUUCGCUAGUCAAAUUUGAAUGCACUUUAUGGAAGGCAGCGAACUUUGCAGGAGAUGGAUUUCGAUACAACGGUAAUCUUUGUAUGAAUUAUUGAAUCAGAUCAAUUUCGGAAAUGAAAAAUAUGGAUAUGAAAAGUUAGACUGUGAUUGUGCGUUUCCAAAAGAUGUUGGACUAAUGGAUUUUCUCAUUAAUUUACUUUUUUGCACAUUAAUUACCAUAGUCAUGUGCAGCACCAACAACAACAAAAACGGCGUUUUUUCGGGAUAAAACAGCUCUUAAUGUUAUUACGAUGUCUCCUCAUCAAGAUAAGUGCCGAUUCUGUACAGCUGAAGUGCGGUAAUCACUCCAACCAGUCUUGUAUUCCUCCUCUCGGAGCAGGGCGAGUGGAACGAAAUAAACAACUUCCGAUAAUUGGAUGUAUGAGAACGGGCGAUGAAACUUUUUCUUGUCUGCUCAUCGGCAGACAACAAUUAUAAAUUUCUGCGAAGCUAAAAGCACCACAUCACACUGUUUACACUCCCGGUGAGCGGUAAGCCGAAAGGAUUCCCCUUAGCACUGAGCGGUAAAGAAUGACGGUAAAAACCACUGUGAAGCAACCAUCAUGUGACCCCUUCAGCUGAUCCUCUCCUCGCAGCAGUAUGCAUAUUAUGAGUGAAUCGAUAAAAAAAACUUUCCUCCAACGAAGAUCAUUAACACGGUGGAUUUGCGAAUACACAACAGAAAACACACAUAAUGUAAAGUGAAAAAGAGUGGAAGAGAAUUGAUAAAUAAACACAAACAAAUAGACACUCACCUGUUGGAAAAUCAGAAAUAUUUUAGAGAGUAAUAGUUCAAGUAAUAAAAGAAAAAAAUAUCAAUCGAAUUAUUGUUGAUGUUUUCUAGCUAAGCAAAGAUGCAAAACAAAACAAACGCAUGCAUACUUACUCACACACGAAAAACAAAUCAAAUCAAGUUGUAAACGCUUGCGAAUGGAAGCUCUUUUUGUUUCAAUUACCGAAACUCGAUUACCACAAAUCAUGUUGCGUUUCUGGAUGACCUAUUCUUGCACACUCACAGAAAUGGAAACCCCGCCCUUCUCCCACGGAAAAUCAAAACCAAAGCAAGCGAUGUAUCGCCUGGUGCUUUGAUUAAUGGCACCUGCUCUUUUCACCCACAAUCAAACCCAAAAAAAAGUCAACGAUGACUUUGUGAUCGAUCAACGCACACACCCAAAACAAAAAAAAACUGAAUAUCGUUAUCGUUAUCUCUAUCUACACAUGACGCCAUCAUACAAUCACAAUAUGAUAUGACAAAAACUAAGAUACUAACAGGUUUCUCGUGUCCCGCUUGGCGAAUCUCCCUACCGAUCAACAAACGCUUGAACUAUCAUUCUCCAAACAUCUCUAUUCACUCACCCACACAAUAGAUAACGAACAAAUUAACAACAACAACAAAAAAGCUGGUGCCUCUGCCAGAUGGAAAAUGUCAAAUUCACAACCUUAACAAUAACUCAAAUCGCAAACCCCAAAAAACGGAAUAAGGGAAAUUUAUUUUUCUCUACAACAAAUUUUGCGUGCAAAAAAAAUAUAAGCGAACCUAACCUCUACUCAUAAGAUGUUAACUAAAAGCGAACAAAAAAAAACGGAAACACAACUGAUUGGAAAGCAAACAAACGUGAAGUGGAAGUGUAGCGAA